Molecule: messenger RNA, 1722 nt
Organism: Alternaria arbusti
Lineage: Eukaryota; Fungi; Ascomycota; Dothideomycetes; Pleosporales; Pleosporaceae
Exons: 3
Coding region: 1-1722 (573 amino acids)
Molecular function (GO): protein binding
Source: RefSeq, a predicted model, not a curated record
AUGGCACUCCGUGCUUGUGUCUGGAAUAUUGAGAACAUGGACGUUGAAGCUGUGCAGUGGCUCGGAUGGUCCUAUGCCAGCCGCUUAUACGACCAUCUCAAGUACAACGACACACUGUCCUUCCGUACAUGGAGUCUCUUCCAGAAAGCUUUUCCAGAAGACAUCGACCGUCACUCUAGAUUCAGAGUCCAGGACAACUCUGGAGGUCUCCUACCCUCUGUCGUCGAUCGAUUGGCCAAGCUCGACGCCCGCACGCUGACAUUUCUGUGUAUUCGGGUCUCCGAUAUAACGAUUGACCAACUUGUUGCCCUUAACAAGAUCGAGACGCUUGCAGUUCUCACAUUAGAAGUUGGAAGAAGCCGGCAGAACGCAUCACUAUCACUUCAAAUGAUGCGCGACUGGGGACGAAGUGUUGGCGAAAGUGGUGCAAUGAAGAGUCUGCGCGUACUUGUCAUCAACAACUACAUCAGGCUUCCGAAAAGACCAGUCUUGGAGUUCAUCUCGUCCUUUUCAGGUUUAGAGCUAGUUGGAAUCCACAGUCCACAGUUACCCGAGCCUGCAGAGUGUGGGGAAGGCUGGGAAAUACAUUCAGCUUCAGCCCUCCUAAGCGAAUGGAGUAGUUCCGGUCUAAGGAGAAAUACUGCCGUACAGCAACUAUACGAAGCAUCUUUUGUAUCCUCUUCCGAAACAUCACGAGACGCUACUACUAGUGGCUGCAAGAUAUACCGAUCCCUCUCCUUUCAGUACGCUCAAGGGAGCAAGAAUUCGCGAGACGACGAUGUCGCGUGGUUUGUACGGAAACAACAAGCUGAGCGGCCAAACAAGCGUGCCCGCGAAUACAAACCCCCACCAGACGGCGGCAAAAGGAGGUUUUGGUUGAUUAUGGUACAAGCCGGAAACCACAUGGUCUGUUAUAGGAGUAAGAGCAAGGUGCCAUUAUACAGCCAGAAGACAUUUGGUCUCUAUUUGGGUAUUCACGUUAGUAGAGAACGACACUGUAUACCACCAGGUUACCUCAUGUCACAUAAGAUCUACCGCCUGAGCUCUGUCACGCCUUCCGAUGCUGUUGAAGCUGUUCCACCAUACACGCUUCGCACACUUCCUUUCACUCUCAUCUUCGGAUGUGAUCUCCUCACCAUCCACGUCGGCAAGGACGAGCGUACACGAACCUUCAGUAUCCACUCUGAGCUCCUCACUGCCCGGUCAACCUACUUCAAGGACUUGAUAUCCAACGAAGGUGACCAAAAGACAUUUGAUCUGCCUGAAAUCAACCCUCGCGCGUUUGCUCUAUACUUCCAGCUCAUCUAUACCGGUCGCAUUCCAAGUAAACCUAACGACGCAUCCGAUGCUGAACACGACGAGUACGCCCUUCUGUGCAAGCUAUACACUAUUGCCCACCUUGUCAAAGACGCUAAUGCCAAAGAUUCUGCCCUGGAUGCUAUUCUCGUCAAGGCUACUGAGAGCGCUGAGAUCCCAUCAAGCGAGCAUGUAUGGAUCGUCUACGCCGGCACUGAAGGGCCCUGCAAAGGUCGGAAGAUGAUGGUCGAGUUCUAUACCUACAAGGCUACUGGAGAAUGGAUGAGAGCACAAGGCGAGGACGCACAUGGACGAGGUUUUCCACCAGAGUUUUGGAGUGAGCUGGCAAUGAGCUUGGUGGACAAGAGGAGCCUGGCAAAUCGACGGAUGGCUGGCAUGGACGCAAAUGAAUACCACGGACAGUGA